Messenger RNA from Manis pentadactyla (Chinese pangolin), 2860 nucleotides. RefSeq names its product zinc finger protein 326 (gene ZNF326). Gene Ontology annotation, cellular component: nucleus; DBIRD complex. The record is from RefSeq and is a predicted model, not a curated record. Gene Ontology annotation, molecular function: DNA binding. The transcript has 13 exons. Lineage: Eukaryota; Metazoa; Chordata; Mammalia; Pholidota; Manidae. Gene Ontology annotation, biological process: regulation of DNA-templated transcription elongation. Bases 192 to 1973 code for a protein of 593 amino acids.
AUCGCAGGCCGCGCUGCGGCGGCCGAGCGCCGGCCGGCUCCGCCCCCCAGCCUCACCGUGGCCUGCGGCUCCCGGGCCGGCAGCGCAGCUCUUGGUCUCGAGGACUGGCGGUGUGGAGCCGCGCGUCGCGGCGCUCUCCUCCGGCCACAGCUCAGCCCAGCGUCGCCGAGCCGUGGGCCAGAGCCUUCAACAUGGACUUCGAGGACGAUUAUACACACUCUGCUUGCAGAAAUACUUACCAGGGCUUUAAUGGAAUGGAUCGUGAUUAUGGCCCUGGAUCAUAUGGAGGGAUGGAUCGUGACUAUGGCCAUGGAUCCUAUGGGGGUCAAAGAUCCAUGGACUCCUACCUAAACCAGUCAUAUGGCAUGGACAAUCACAGUGGUGGUGGUGGGGGUAGCAGGUUUGGACCUUAUGAGUCUUACGACUCCAGGUCUUCUCUGGGUGGGCGAGAUCUGUACAGAUCUGGCUAUGGUUUUAAUGAACCCGAACAAAGCCGCUUCGGAGGUAGUUAUGGUGGUCGAUUUGAGAGCUCCUACCGGAAUAGCCUUGACUCUUUCGGAGGUAGAAACCAGGGCGGGUCUAGCUGGGAAGCACCUUACUCCCGUUCAAAAUUGAGGCCUGGGUUUAUGGAGGACAGAGGAAGAGAGAAUUACUCUUCCUACAGCAGUUUUUCUUCACCCCAUAUGAAGCCUGCACCUGUAGGCUCUCGGGGGAGAGGAACGCCUGCUUAUCCUGAAAGUACGUUUGGAAGCAGAAACUAUGAUGCUUUUGGAGGACCAUCAACAGGCAGAGGCCGAGGCCGAGGACAUAUGAGUGAUUUUGGAAGCAUUCAUAGACCUGGAAUUGUUGUUGACUAUCAAAACAAACCCACCAAUGUGACAGUUGCUGCUGCAAGAGGAAUAAAGAGAAAAAUGAUGCAACCAUUUAAUAAGCCUGGUGGAACCUUUAUUAAGAAACCCAAGCUAGCAAAACCUGUGGAGAAGAUGAGCCUGAGCAAAUCACCUACAAAAACUGAUCCUAAAAAUGAAGAAGAAGAAAAGCGACGUAUCGAGGCUCGGCGAGAAAAACAAAGGCGCAGAAGAGAAAAAAACAGUGAGAAAUAUGGAGAUGGAUACAGAAUGGCAUUCACAUGUUCAUUUUGUAAAUUUCGAACAUUUGAAGAAAAAGAUAUUGAACUGCAUCUGGAAAGUUCUUCACAUCAGGAAACAUUAGAUCAUAUUCAGAAACAAACCAAAUUUGAUAAAGUAGUUAUGGAGUUUUUGCAUGAAUGUAUGGUGAAUAAAUUCAAGAAAACAUCUAUUCGUAAGCAACAGACAAAUAAUCAAACAGAAGUAGUCAAAAUAAUUGAAAAAGAUGUCAUGGAAGGUGUUACUGCAGAUGAUCACAUGAUGAAAGUAGAAACUGUUCACUGCAGUGCUUGCGGUGUGUAUAUUCCUGCUUUACAUAGUUCAGUUCAGCAGCACUUAAAAUCUCCUGAUCAUAUCAAAGGGAAGCAGGCUUAUAAAGAACAAAUAAAAAGAGAGAGUGUCUUGACUGCUACAAGCAUUCUAAAUAACCCAAUAGUGAAGGCGCGAUACGAACGUUUUGUUAAGGGUGAGAAUCCUUUUGAAAUUCAAGAUCAUACUCAAGAUCAGCAAAUAGAAGGAGAUGAGGAGGAAGAAAAGAUUGAUGAGCCUAUUGAGGACGAGGAGGAGGAAGAAGAGGAAGAAGAGGAGGAAGUAGGGGAAGUAGAAGAAGUAGAAGAAGUAGAAGAAGUGGAGGAAGUUGAGGAAGUAGGAGAAGGGCUUUCCAGUCCCUGUCAUUUUACCCCUCAGCCUCCAUCUAGCGUCUACACUGUCUGUGAAGCUGGUGCCAUGAGGCUUCUCCUGUUCCUGCUCGGCUGUGCUGUCUUCCGCCAGGCGAUGUCACACUGGGCCCUGCAGUGGGUCCUAUCGCUGCCCUUCAGGGUGCCAGUCACGCUGGGCCCUCGCUGAGCCACAGGACUUCCUUCUCGGUUUGUGCGAUGCUGUUUUAAGCAGACGAGGACCAUAUGUACGCCUGAAGCCACUGUACUUGUAGCCCCAGCACUAUGCCUGCUGUGGGACAGGUGCCUGAUCAUUGCUUUGUUACCGAAUAGGCACUAAAGCAUUUUCAUGUCAAUGUCUUAUGGAAUUUUGAAUAAAUUUUCUUUAAAACAACAGUUUUUUCAGCUCUCGUACUUACAUUUCUCUUUCUAGGUGUCAGACAGUGUCCAUGACAGAGUACAAAAGGCAAACUGUGGGUCCUAGGAAGAGGGUGGGAGCAGCAUGCAGAUAACUGCGGGCUCAGUGCCGGUGGCUGAGCUGGGGUGAGACUGCCUGCAGGGAUGGCACGUGCAUUGUGGACAUUAUUCUUUGUUCCGGUCUCACCUCACUGUCUUCAGCUCUUCCAUUCCCCUGAAAUCCCUGGGCCUCUAUUCGUACAGUUUUCCCCUUAGAAUGUCCUUCCUGUUUUCUGUUUCCUGAACUUCUCUUUCCUGCCCUACUUUCUUCCUCAUAGAAUUUGUCACCUUCUGUCAUGUUAUGUAGUUUAUCUAUUCUGUUGUCUGUUCUCCCGUUCUCCUACUCAAAUGUAAGCUCCAGGAAAGCAGGGAUCUUUGCUUUGUUCAUGGAUAGAUCCCAAGCACCUAGGAUACUGCUUAGAACAUAGUUGGUACUCAAUAAAUAUUUGUUAAAUGAACAAGUGGAUCCUUGAAGACUCAACUUCCAUGCCAUCGCUUCAGUGAAGCCUUCCAAGCUUGACUUACAUUCCCAGUCCUGGAUAAAAUCUAUCUGUCCUCUAUAUCCCAAUAGCACUGUGUGCAUAUUUGCAUUAUAGCACUUAACCUCUCUCGAUGAUAGUU